Spirodela intermedia is the source of this 963-nucleotide messenger RNA. The record is from the annotation of a GenBank genome assembly. NCBI's taxonomy places the organism in Eukaryota, Viridiplantae, Streptophyta, Magnoliopsida, Alismatales, Araceae.
AUGCCAAAGGAUAGAACCCGUUCGGUGUCCUUUGAACGGCAUUUGCACGCACCUUACCCUCGUGGCUCUUCCAGUUAUCAGAAAGGAUCUUCAUCGUCCUCGCAGUACUCAAAUGAACCAGCUGCCUCAGAUGCAGACAUCAAAGAAUGGGAAGAAGCUCGAUGCCCUGUGUGUAUGGAGCAUCCUCACAAUGCAGUUCUCCUCCUCUGCGCCUCCCAUGAUAAGGGCUGUCGACCAUACAUGUGCGACACAAGCUACAGGCAUUCAAACUGCCUCGAUCAGUUCCGCAAGGCUUCUACGAGUAGUGCCCCAUGCCAAGAGAACAAGGGGGAUGAGAAAUCUCUCAAUCUAUUAUGCCCACUCUGCCGUGGAGGGGUGAAAAGUACGAUUGUUAUAUCUGCAGCCCGUACCUUCAUGAAUGCCAAAGUUCGGGACUGCUCGCUUGAGUCAUGUAAAUUUAGUGGAACAUAUAGAGAAUUGAGAAAGCAUGCAAGAAUGGAGCACUCCGCCAUGCGGCCGUCAGAUACCGACCCAGAGAGACAGCGUGACUGGACAAGGAUGGAGCGGCAGCGUGACAUUGGCGACCUGCUCAGCACCAUUCAGCCCCUCUUCAUUGAUGGAAGAGAAGCCGCUGUCAUUGGCAGCAGCGAGGAGGAGGUUGGAGCAUCUGUGUAUAUGAGCCCCCGCUUUCUCAUCUCUCUGUAUGUGCGGAUUCCUCAGCAAGAGGAUGAAGGUGCUUCGCAGCUUCAUCCUCGCUUGGUCAUCUCCUUUGGCCCAAGAAGCGAAUCUAUGCAAGUGAGGAAUCAGAGGAGACCCCGGCCACAGUGGGGGGAGAUCUUCGAUGGGGAGCGACCUACUGAUGCCGGGGAUGACACGGAUGACCCUGUCGUCGAAGAGGUGCGCCCUUCUUCUCGUCGGCGCAGAAGAUGGAUGAGGAUGUCAGAUGAUGAGGACUUGCUCUGA